UAAGACACAGUCUCAUAACCCUUCGUUGCAUCGCGUACUAUUCACUUCGUUGGCUGCAAGGAUGCGACUGUUCGCAAUAAUAGCGGCGCUGCUUCAAAUCGGUUUUUGCGGUCAUGUAACUAUUAGGAUGCCGUACUUGAACCCGGCGGGUGUAACAUAUGUGGACAGUCUUCAAACGCAGGAUGAGGCGUUCGAGCACGUCUCCGAUACUUCAUUGCACAAUGUCGAGACGUCUCUUCAGUACGUAGCCCCAGUGAUUCCCGGCAAGAUCGAGACGCACCACGUCGGAUAUGCGAACGCUCAGGUACCCGCGGUAGCCGCUGUACCUUUCAUCAAGCACGUACCGACGGUAUCUCAUGUACCGGUCACUACGAUAGAAGCUCAACCUGGUUUGGUGGAGAAACAACUCGAUGUGGUGAAGCCUGCGGUCACGAGCCGUAAGAUUGAGGUGCGUCGUCCAGCGAUUCAGAAACAAUUUUACGACAUCGAAGAGCGGGUAAUUAUCCGUCCAGCUGGGUCAGCUGUAGUUGAGCUGGACGAACCGACAUCGAAGCUGCAAAAAGGACCAGUCGUCACUCAAACUUUGGAAUAUCCUCAUGCUCAUGGCAUUUACGCUCACGCCGACGUGAUCCCUGAUAACGUACCAGUCGCACCUACGGCCAUCCCUGUAGUCGCAUCUGUUCAUCUUCCGAUCGCUCCUGUCAUCUCUCACACGACAUCGUCGCCUUUGUCGUUUCCCUCCUCAACGUCAGCACCGAAUAACCCCAGUAUCAAUAACGUGGAAAGCGAGUCCGUCGUGAUUGAGAAUCCUGAUUUUCGUAAUGCCAUUAAUCGAGCGCGCCUUCCUCAGGUUCGAAAAUUUGAGCCUCGUGUAGUCGCCGAAUCGAGUGGUACGCCCUUGGACACGUCUGUUACACGGUUUAUCGCUCAUGAUCCUUCUCCAACUGUGAUACCCAGUCGAAGAAUCAGUGCCGAGGAUAGUAAAAUUAAUCAAAACAGACUCAUCGAUCUCUUAACUGCUCGUAGCGGUGUUACAGAGGUGGGUUUUGGUCGCGGUGGAGCAAUUGGGACGCCAAUCGGUGAUGCUGGAUACGUACGAGCGCGCAUUUUAUCCGUGACAUCAAGUCCGGAGUACGCUGAACCAACCGGAGAACGCGUAUCCACUCGUCGCGUUGUUAUCAGCAGACCGAUCGAGACUUUUCAAGAAUAUGAUAUCGUAGAGCCUGCAACCAAAAUUGAAAGAGUUGCUGUGCAGCAACCUACAUUGAUCAAAACGGCUCGCGUAGAUCACGUGCAACUACAUGGAUCCGUACCGGUAGUUGGCAAAGCUCUCGCACCUGCGGUAGCACACACCGCAGUUCCAGUUUAUCAAAGAACAAUCUCUCCGGCGUACUAGUACUAUCAAUUAAGAAUAUUAGCUGACUUUCUCUUUUAAAAUAUGAUUUUUGUGAUAAAUAUUUUCAGAGAGCGAUAAAUUGUAAAAAAUAUUCGAGAUAUCGAUUUUUCUAAAAACAUUUUUCUAAAAACAAAAAAUACGUUUGAGAUAUUAUAAGAUUCCAAAGUGUUUUCUUACUCUCGUAUAAAUGUUUUUCUAGUAUAAACUGGAGAUGAAUUAAAACUAAAUAGUAGCUAAUAAAUAGGUUAGGUGAAUAUUGUGAUUAUUACAAAUAAUAAUAACAGUAUAAUGUAAACAACAUGCGAUUAAGCAAAAUAUAUAUAUAUAUAUAUAUAUACAUAUUAUCGCGGAACUAUUGCGCUGCUUGAUAUAGAUAUUUUUUUUCAUUAUAAGCAAAAUAUUACAUAUAUAAGAUAUGAUAAUAACAUGUGUGAGUUUUUUUAACAGUUAAACAUUUUCCAAUGAACGAUAAAAGUUUUGUUUGAAAAACAAUAAAAGUUUUUUUGAAUGUAAACGUCACUAUUUAUUCCACUAUUAGUACCCACAUAUAUGAAAAUUUAUAUUUUAUUUAUCUGGUCGCAACUUAACGUUUAGAGACUUUAAUGAAGUCUUUAAUGAAGUAAACGUGUAGAAUUUUACACAAUUUAUUCUCCUAUAAAUUUCUCCAAAAUAUUUCCGUACUACUAAAUAAUCGCUGCUUUUACGCCUAAUUCCACGUUGCCAAUAUCGAUAAUAUUGAUGAAAUAUGCACUUUGAGCAAUCAUACAAGAAAUGAAUGUAAAAUAACGAUCUAUCGCGUUUCAGGUAUGUAUGUAUAUAUA
Messenger RNA from Odontomachus brunneus, 2217 nucleotides. RefSeq lists its product as uncharacterized. The record is from RefSeq and is a predicted model, not a curated record. Lineage: Eukaryota; Metazoa; Arthropoda; Insecta; Hymenoptera; Formicidae. The coding region runs from base 62 to 1396 and encodes 444 amino acids. The transcript is spliced from 5 exons.